AUGGAGCAAACUAGACUACUCGGUUUUGGAGAUUUAUUUCUGAUGGUGUUGUCUGCGUUGUUCAUACCUCGAGGGUUGUAUGCUAAUGUUCGGGUCCGGCCGCAGAACAAAUUACCGUCUGCACGUCGGGAACCAGAACCGCUUCCCACUCCCACGUCACAUCACAUCUCACAAAUUGAGACCCCUCCCCUCUACACAUUCUGCAAAGGUCAGACAGUCAGCCCUGAAGUUGAUGAGAUACUGCUGCAUGGUGCUAACCCUAGACCACAGAUGAUAAUUCACGAAAUAAUUAAGUAUGAGACCAAUAUGGGCGGUAAAAACACGCCAAAUAUCACAUGUGCAGAAACACAAAGUGGUCUGCUGCCAAGUUUUCUGUCCAUGUCCCACAAUAGCAUGACGGAACGGAAAGUCAAAUAG
Fusarium graminearum PH-1 is the source of this 417-nucleotide messenger RNA. RefSeq lists its product as uncharacterized. The record is from RefSeq and is a predicted model, not a curated record. NCBI's taxonomy places the organism in Eukaryota, Fungi, Ascomycota, Sordariomycetes, Hypocreales, Nectriaceae. Bases 1 to 417 code for a protein of 138 amino acids. The transcript has 5 exons.